GUUCAAGCAGGACUUGUUUCCUGUGGGAGGUUUCCCAUGCUGGAGCAGGGAAGGAGUGUGAGGAGUCUUCCCCUGAAGAUGAAGGAGCAGCAGAGACAAGGUGGAGAACGAACUUGUGGUGUACAUGAGCUGAUCUGCAUCCGGAAAGUAUCUCCUGAAGCAAUCGGAUUCCUGUCUGCCGUCGGGGUGUUCAUUGUUCUCAUGUUGCUGCUUUUUCUAUAUAUCAAUAAGAAGAUGUGUUUUGAAAAUGUCAGUGGUUUCCCAGAUCUUGAUUCGGGAUACACUACAAGAAAGAACUCACAAGAGAAACUUUGUUAGAAUUAAACCCCCAUAUUUCCACCUCACACAGUUGUCUUAUUUAUGAAAGUAAUGAAUUCUGUAAUGGCUAGUUGGUGCUGCAGUCGAUGAAUGACUAUGGUUUUGCUGGUUCAUUUCAAGACACUUAGCUGCUUUCUUAUUAUUUUCAAUGGAUAUUGAGUGGAAACAGCAAAGCUGCAGCUUCCUCUGGUAAAUGUGUGGAGUUUGAGAUGGGAGCAGCACAUAGCUCUGAAGUUGGAGAAACGGAGCUGAUCCGUUUGUGAAGCGGAGAACCUUUCGGGAUCCGAAGUUGCUGCUGAACAGGUUGGACAGAUGGCGUUUUUCAGGCACCUCCACCAAAAUCUGAGCCUCCCCUCUGUGUCUUCUCUGGUGGACACGCUCAGCAGUGCUGUGGAUGAUCUGACCAGCGCUGUGGGAGAGGUCGGCUACAGUGUAGCCGAUUCGGUAACAGAGCAAGUGACAAACAUGCUGAAUGGCCUUCGUGCAGAAGGUGACAGCUCCAGAGCGCAGAACGAUAAACCUGUGGAAGGCAGAGAGGAACAUACGCCAUCAUUAACUCAGGAAAGUCAUGUGAAAGCCAAGAGAGGUACUGCAGAGCACAGAGAGACUCAUUAUUGUAAUUCAUUAGGUCCUGUACAAAACGGUACAGGUCAGGAUGGAGUAUCUGACCGUGGCACGGACAAAAACCAGCGCGAGUCAAAAGGCACAGAUAGCGAUAAUGGUUUAAGUGACACCGAAGUCACUCAGGAUUUGAAGACUGUAGGAGGACCUCUUAAAAGGGAAGCGGUAGGAGGAAAGGAGUGUUUUGUAAAUGAUAAGUACUUAAAGGAUAAUAACCUGAAAAACAAUCAGUUUACUACGGAACAACCCAUUGAGGAACAAGGUAAUUCCCUGCGUGCAGCACCAGGUAAUUCUCAGAAUCACUUGAACAGAAAAGUCAAAGCACGGUCACCUGGAGCGGAUGCUGAGGCUUCUGACAAAGUGCACGCUAUGAAUGUUCCACAGGAUUCAGAAACAAAACUUGAAGUACAGAAGCCGCAAUCAGCCGACUCCAGCUUGACGAAGAUGAACGAUGAGCACCCCAGUGGCAUUAAUGAAGUCAAAGGAAAGAAACCUGAAGCCUUUUUGGGUAGAAAAGGAAAAUCCCUGUCGAAGGGUGAAGACGGUGUGGGAACCCCAAUUGCAGAAGUGGGUCAAAAGAAAAACUCAAAGAAAUCAGGCAGAGAGCUGUGUAAUAAGAAGACAGCAGGAAAAGACAACUCUUAUAUGAGUAAAGACCAGCAUGGUUCAUCAUCUGAGAGUGAAGAUGAAGCACUGGGUAAAUAUCAUGAGGCCUUGUCUAGAACCCAGAGUUCCAGGCUGCCAGUGGUGGAUGGCAGACAGCAAAAAAACUAUGUAUGGGAAACCAGACAAAAAUAUAGUCCCCUGUCCGCAGAAUAUGAUGGAUACAGUAGUGAAGCCUCAAUAGAUGAAGCAAACUGCAUUCAGAGGAUGAGAAGAACGCCUCCCCUGGAUGAACUGCAGCCGCCUCCAUACCAGGAUGAUAGUGGUUCUCCUCAUCUUUCCUGUACGCCUUCAGAAGUCGGAGACAGUAAAUGUGAAUUCUCCCAAUGUAGCAACAGUCCAAGAUGUUCAUAUAAGUGCCCAAGCGAGGGAAGCACGGGACACGAAAUAGAAAGCUUUCAUAACAAAGGAUACGAAGAGGAUGUACCAAGUGAUAGCACGGCUGUCCUUAGUCCAGAGGAUAUGUCAGCUCGAGGAUCGUCUUCACAGCUUCCUAAACCUUUUGAUCCUGAGCCAGUAGCUAAAUACGGCACACUGGAUGUGACUUUUGACUAUGACUCACAGGAACAGAAGCUUUUGGUGACAGUGACAGCUGUCACAGACAUUCCCACUUACAGCAGGACAGGUGGAAGCUCGUGGCAAGUACACCUAGUUCUUCUCCCUAUAAAGAAGCAGAGAGCGAAAACCAGCAUCCAGCGGGGACCGUGCCCUGUCUUCACAGAGACAUUCAAAUUCAAUCACGUGGAGUCAGAGAUGAUUGGGAAUUACGCGGUUCGCUUCAGACUCUACAGCGUACGGCGCAUGAAAAAGGAGAGGGUUGUGGGAGAGAAGGUUUUUUACUUAACCAAAUUGAAUCUUCAAGGGAAGAUGUCAGUGCCAGUGAUACUGGAACCUUCUUACAGUCUGUCUGGCUGUGACUCUCAAAUGAGCAUGUCAGAAGUGUCCUGCAGCGAAAGUACCUCCUCUUGUCAGUCUCUGGUACAUGGCUCAGCUCCAGAAAUCCUCCUUGGCCUCCUUUAUAACGCUACAACUGGAAGAUUAUCAGCAGAAGUGAUAAAAGGCAGCCACUUCAAAAACUUGGCAGCGAACAGACCACCCAACGGACUGUUCUGUUGUCUAAAACACUUGAUAGGUGGACAGGUUUAUAUAAUCCGAGACACGUAUGUUAAGUUAACGCUGCUGAACUCGAUGGGGCAAGAGAUGUCCAAAUGCAAAACGUCAAUCCGCCGAGGUCAGCCAAAUCCAGUAUACAAAGAGACCUUCGUUUUCCAAGUGGCGCUGUUUCAGCUUUCCGAUGUGACGCUCAUACUGUCUGUAUAUAAUAAGCGCAGCAUGAAACGAAAAGAGAUGAUAGGGUGGAUUUCCUUAGGUCUCAACAGCUCAGGAGAAGAUGAACUCAAUCACUGGACUGAAAUGAAAGAAUCUAAAGGACAGCAAGUAUGUAGAUGGCAUACUCUGCUAGAAUCGUAACGGAUGGUACAAAGUGCAGUCGUGGUUGGACGAGAUUUGGGUCUCCGGCAGACGAUCAUCCCUGGUAACAAUCAACAGACGCGUUGUGGAAGUCAAAAAUGAAAACUGAGGUCAACAUUCCAUCAUAAAGAAUGCACAACAUGCAAACUGGGCGGAUUUAAUAGAUAAUCUUCACUUAGAGUCCUACGUACGCUUCCUUGGUGACAGAGAAGCCUGGCUGUACACAGAUCCGUUAGUGGUCCCUCUCCCAUCUACCUGAUGCUGUAUUUGUUUGGGUUUGUUUUGUGGUUUUGGAUUCAGAAACAUUUUAUGUAAGGUUCUCCAAAUCAGUGUAAGCUCCUCCUCGUGUAAUUUUUGUAUUGCUCUAACACUGUAGCUUCUGACCUGCCUGUGUUCAGAUUAAAGGUCAAUAAUUUGCACUUUGAGAAAAACUGAAUGAUCUGUACAGCAAGAUUAAAACCCACCGGUGGAGAACACUUGGUAAUGCAGCAGAUAAUUCGAUGCUGUUGGUUUACACUGAGUUUCUUUCCAGGAGCUGAGUACAAAUAAGUUCUCAUUUUUCGAUAUGCGGUUGGCUUGAAAAAUCUUAGCAUUUCGGCGACAGGUGAACUUUGGCAUCAAGCUAAUGUUUCUUCAAUCUGUGACAGGAACGAGCUCUAUAUAUGGCAUAAAUUGGGUUUUCCCCUUUUGCCUGUACUUCUGCCUAAUCCAAAGAGACCAGAUCAUUAGUUUGGUCCCUUCCAAAUCUCCUUAGACAGGUUGUACUGUAAAACUAUGUAACUUUCUGUUGAAAGCACUUCCUGUAUUCGUGUAUUCCAAUGUAGGAAGCUCAUAGAGCGCGACUUUACUAAAAUAUUUUUCCAU
This is a messenger RNA of Pezoporus occidentalis (night parrot), 3936 nucleotides long. RefSeq names its product synaptotagmin 14 (gene SYT14). Gene Ontology annotation, molecular function: phospholipid binding. The record is from RefSeq and is a predicted model, not a curated record. Bases 631 to 3072 code for a protein of 813 amino acids. The transcript has 10 exons. NCBI's taxonomy places the organism in Eukaryota, Metazoa, Chordata, Aves, Psittaciformes, Psittacidae.